This is a messenger RNA of Thermothielavioides terrestris NRRL 8126, 1308 nucleotides long. RefSeq lists its product as uncharacterized. Lineage: Eukaryota; Fungi; Ascomycota; Sordariomycetes; Sordariales; Chaetomiaceae. Gene Ontology annotation, cellular component: mitochondrion. Bases 237 to 905 code for a protein of 222 amino acids. The transcript has 2 exons. The record is from RefSeq and is a predicted model, not a curated record. Gene Ontology annotation, molecular function: flavin-dependent sulfhydryl oxidase activity; flavin adenine dinucleotide binding.
CCCCUGCGCAUGGGCCACCAGAGAACAUCUGACGAUCCGGGCAACCGCCGAGGAGCUUAACGGUCAGCUUUGUGACGGAUUACACGACCUUCUCUCACCUACUCAUCUUUUUUUGCAUUCACUCCCUUCGCUCUCUUUUUAGUAAUAAUACCUGCCCGUUAACUCGUGGUGUUGGCGAGUUUGUGGCAACGCACUCCUUGAAAACAUUGGUUUCGCGGACCGGAAAACGGACCACCAUGGCGCGACGACACCACCUCACGCUCACCCUAAUGGCUGUGAUGAUCUUUCUGGGCUUGACGUACAUCAUGUCCAGCGGCAGCGCAAUUAGCGACCGCUACCCCGCGGGAAUGCCCAGCGGCAAGUGGAGCAACCCAGAGCAGGGGAGUCGUACUGGAAGCGCGAAAGGCAGCGACAGCGACAGCAACCCAGCGCUCGGCCUCUCGGAGAGCAUCCUCCAAGGCGGAUCAAUCGCGCCGAAGCUGGAGAAUGCGACAGCAAAAGCCGAACUGGGCCGCGCCUCAUGGAAGCUCUUCCACACCAUGAUGGCGCGCUUCCCCGAGCAGCCGACGCCCGAGGACAGCCUCGCGCUCAAGACGUACAUCCAGCUGUUCGCGCGGCUCUACCCGUGCGGCGACUGCGCCUCGCACUUCCAGAAGCUGCUCAAGAAGUUCCCGCCGCAGACAAGCAGCCGCAACGCGGCCGCCGGCUGGGCCUGCUUCGUGCACAACGAGGUCAACAAGCGGCUCAAGAAGGAGCAGUUCGACUGCAACAAGAUCGGGGACUUCUACGACUGCGGCUGUGGCGACGAGGACGGGAAGAAGAAGAAGGAGGGGGAGAGUGCCGACUUGAAGGAGAGGGAUGGCGUUACGGUGGAGAAGCAAGAGGGGCUGACGAGGGGUGGGUGAGGAAAGCAUUGGGUUAGGCGUUCCUGGCGUUUUUGGGUAUGUGGGCUCGAAAUAUUGCAUUUAUAUGUGCCGGCUGAACUUGCGGUGGCAUUUGGGUGGUUUGGCGACUCGACGCCACGAAGACGGAUGUCUUUGAAGAGCAAGCAUUCGGUCUGGGUACCGCACUACGGCUUGCAAGAUCUACAAGAGCUCCGUCGAGUUGCUCGACAGGGGACGAUUGGGAAAGCGCCACUGAGAUCCCGGGAAGCAGACAGCCGGGAGUGCUAAGUCCGAGCAAUUCCUCGGCGGUUCAAGCCAUUCAAAAUCCAUAAUACAUAUAGUAAACCGAAUGAAGUCAUUGCUUUGUCUCACCUCGCUGUCUCCCCAGAGUCGCAGAGUCGAGCGCCGCCCAUUUGAGUUCUCU